UUGUAUCAGGCGUUCCGUAAGGAACAGUUCUCGGACCAUUGAUGUUCCUGACAUAUAUCAACGACAUGCCUGACAAGUUAAAAUGUCAGGCUAGAUUGUUCGCGGACGACUGUUUGUUGUAUACCCCAGUCGCAAAAGAGGAAGACAUGUGCAACUUGCAAGAUGAUCUUCGGUUGCUGGAAAAAUGGCAAAGUACAUGGAAAAUGAGCUUCAAUCCUUCAAAGUGCACCGUCUUGGCAGUAUCUAAGAAGAAAUCGCCUCCUCUCAGGGACUAUAUUUUUUGUGGACAGGUGCUAGAAAAGACAACGUCCCAUCCUUAUCUGGGGGUUCAGCUGGACAAUAAACUAACAUGGAGGGAACAAGUGGAUAAAACAGCUAACAAAGCCCACAAAACCCUUGGCUUUCUACGAAGAAAUCUAUGGUUCUGUCCAAGGGAUGUCAAAGUCAUAGCCUAUAAAUCGUUAGUCAGACCAGUAUUAGAGUACGCCACUUGUGCAUGGGAUCCUUAUAAAGCUGAUCAAAUCAGAACUCUUGAAGGGGUUCAACGAAAGGCAGCCCGUUUUUGCUGUGGUGAUUAUAGCCGUGAAAGUAGCGUCAGUGGAAUGUUAAAAGACCUCCAACUCGAUACGCUGGAAAGUAGAAGGGAAAAGAACAGACUGGCAAUGAUGUACAAAAUCCAGAAUAAUAAUGUUGAUAUAAACAAAGAGGAAUACAUUAACUUGAUCUCGACAAGAGAGACAAGGAAUAAUAGUGGUACUCGCAUAGAAGUGCCAUUUGCCCGGACAGAUACUUACAAAAACUCAUUCUUUCCAAGAACAAUCAGAGCUUGGAAUGACUUGAAUCCCGAUAUAAAAAACAAAACAUCAGUAGAAAGUUUUAGAGCAACACUCUAACCCACACGUGAGCAGCACGCUGGCGAUUUGCAGACUACUGCCCUGCCGGUGUAAACUUCAGAAGGUUCAGAAGGUUCAGA
Molecule: messenger RNA, 973 nt
Organism: Lytechinus variegatus (green sea urchin)
Lineage: Eukaryota; Metazoa; Echinodermata; Echinoidea; Temnopleuroida; Toxopneustidae
Exons: 2
Coding region: 42-893 (283 amino acids)
Source: RefSeq, a predicted model, not a curated record